CUGCGGGCUCUGCGGCUUCAACAGGCGCUUUGCUUCAGUCGCUGUUAUUUUAAAAUCCGUCACGCUGAGACGCUACGCAUCUGAUCAAGACAGUUACAGUCAACAGCUUCAUGCCAAGCUCAUCGGCGCCCUCCUCACACCAGACCCUCAAUGCAUUCGCACUUGUCGCCUGGAUAAUGGCUAUACCAAGACUUCGAAUACUCAUUUCUGGCCAACUCUGGCUCGAUAGAUCUCUCCUUUUUCAAGCUGCUCCGUUUCAUCUUUCUCGACAUCUUACUCGGUUCCAGCACUACAUUGGGCUUCGCUCCACCUGCGGCGCUAUGUUCUGCCUCUGCUCUGCUAUAAAAGCAGGCUGGGGGUGCAUACCAUCCUCAACAAUCUCAAGCAUACACACCUUUCACUCACCCGCAAGAUCCCAUUCGACAUGUCUUUCACCCCCAAGCCCUUGGUUGAGAAGCUGCCUCUCGCCGUGCGCAAAGACGUCCGCGACAAGUUCGACGGCAACAAAGCCGACUUUGAGGAACAGAUAUCCAAGCUGCUCGGGAUCUCCAAGUUUACGCUGGCUUACAAUCCCAAUCUGCUCGCUGCUUACGUCAAGGACCUCGAUCGGACUUCCCUGGGCAACAUGAUGAACGAAUACAGCAAAGGGUUCAUCUAUCUGCUGAAGCAUUUCAUCGACAGCUACGGCGAAGACGGCAAAGCCCAUUUCAAUGCUGCGGUAUCCAAGGCCGAACUGACCGUGAAUGUCAACGAAGUUGGUGACAGCGCACCUACUAUCGCUGGUGAUGUCCAAGAUGGUGUCUUCCGGCUGCUGUUCCACCCUGCCCGAGUGGGCUACGACAUCACGUCUCAAGAGGAGGUCAUCUUGCCUGCAAUCGAGGCCGCAGCUACCGGCGGCUUCGCACUCGAGGUGAAGAACUCGAUCAAAAAGUUCUACAGCCCAGGCAUCGACGCUGUGCGCACGGAGAUCGAGGAACUGACCGGGAUUUCGGGUGUCAUCCUCGACCCCAACUUUGAGGAGAACUACGAGGCUCUGUCGUCACUUCCGAAAGCAAAGUGGCACUUCAACUUUGGCAAAGUUCACUUUGAGUACUUCGAUGGUUUGAAGUCACAACUUCUGAAACAGGGAUUCAAGAAGGACGAAAUGCUCCAGGAGGGACUCCAAGAAGCUCUUCCCUCCAAGACAUUCAAAAUUCGCGUCGUGGAGCAGACCACCAACGACAAGACGAACCAGAUCGUCAUUGAAAAUGGCGUGGCUUACCUCCAGGCAAGUCAGAUGCGUUGUAGUCUGCGCAUGAAUCUCACCGCUUGCGUAUAGACUACGAAGCGCUUCUGGUGGUACAACGCAGACGACAUGGGCGAGGGUUUGGUGAAUCUGCUGUAAAUCCAUCGUGCCUGUGACUCGUGUAGACGGCUUUCGUAUCUAUGACUGCUCAUAAGUAUAGUCCUACGAGUCGAAUAUAAGAUCUCCAGAACAUUUCAACCUUUCUGAAUCCAUAUGCGGUGAGCCGACGGGUCCUGUGUCUCAUUGACCCUUCUACUUGACGCCCCGCUCCAUCUUUCAACCACGAGGAGCAGACAAAACAAGAACAGACAAAGCAAUUGGUGUUCGUGGAAGCUAUCUCUGGGUUCUUUGUGAUCCAGCGAUGUUUGCGUUGUCUCCACGACGAUUAGAUUGUCAUUCAAUUAUACCGUCGGGGACAUAAGAAGGGGCACGUUUCCCGUUCCACUCCCAAGCCCCGCAUUCUUCACCCGAAUAGUCUCGUCCAACCAUGUCUCUCCCUUCGAGAACCUACCCCGAGCAGCUCCCUGCCUCUCGUAUCUCCGGAAACGGUCCCCUGGUCGAAGACUUCUUUUGCUGUUGCAAGGAGAGACAGUCCGAUGUCCCUCCUCCAUACGUCGAUGCGCCUAGAUACACUCGUCGAGCGCCAGAGCCUAUCACGCUGGCUAUGUACCUAUUCAAGUUCGGUUUCCGUGAGUCUUCCUCGGUCCACGGUCCCAUGAUAUAUGCAUGUAUGCUCAACCGUGGCGCCGCGCAGUUUUCCCGCCGUUCUGGAUACUUGGCAUCGCCAUUCUUGUGUCGCCGUUGAGAGCACCCGCAGUCGACAUCGAAUCUCCCUACGUCUGGCUACCAGAGAAGACCGAUGCAGAGCGCCAGAUGAUCAUCGACCGUCUGCGUGUCAUAGAACUGAAGUGGGGUUGGCGCUGUCUGUAUGCGUUGCUGGGACUGAUUGUUGUGGUCGUCGGUGCUGUAAUUGUCGAGCUCUUGGUUCGGCGGGGAAGGACGUGAGUUCGAUCGAUGGGAUUGAAUAUUGGCUCGUGUGAUAUAGCCUCGGACUCAUAUAUAUGUAGCAAGUAGCGCCCGUGUAUCCUAGCCUGGCAGAAUCGCGUAUACGUCGACAGCAAUUGGUCCCCAAAGUCUUCAUCCCAGAGAGAGAGAGAGAGAGCCUUCAGGCCUUCAGGAGUGGUACCUAACGGCGAGGGAAAGGGAGGGGGAGAUUGCCAGUCCGUUCGACAGGGG
Messenger RNA from Mycena citricolor, 2521 nucleotides. The record is from the annotation of a GenBank genome assembly. Lineage: Eukaryota; Fungi; Basidiomycota; Agaricomycetes; Agaricales; Mycenaceae.